Messenger RNA from Candidozyma haemuli, 537 nucleotides. RefSeq names its product ESCRT-I subunit protein. The coding region runs from base 1 to 537 and encodes 178 amino acids. Lineage: Eukaryota; Fungi; Ascomycota; Pichiomycetes; Serinales; Metschnikowiaceae. The record is from RefSeq and is a predicted model, not a curated record. The transcript has a single exon.
AUGGCUGCUAUGAAAAAUAGUAUAAUACCAAUCACGGAUAUUCCACAAGAGAUUAAAUCUCUUCCAGAAGAAUACCAGAGCCGCAUUAUAUCACUGCAGAAUCUACUUAAAGGCUACGUCACAUCCUUCAGCGAGUAUCAAGAGGUAGAAAAGGUGGUUGCUUGCGAUCUAGAAGGCUUGAUAUCGACUCUCAACGAUAUCAUUGGCAUGAUUAGCUCCUAUAAAAUUGUCUUUCAAGAUAUCAAAAGGAGGUUGUUAUUAAUGAAUGAUCUCUAUAAAGAAUUUAUCAGUCUUGAGACUUACCAGUAUCAACUUCUUAGCUCUAGCUUCCAUCAGAGCUACCUCAGAUUGAAAUUCAAAGAGUCUUUGGAUGAAUUGCAGGCGCUGACUAUGCUGACAUGUCGCCAGGGAGCUCUGAUACCUACAAACAAAGUCAACAGCUUUCUCGAUGAGUUCACUACUUCACGAAGAAAGUAUCACUUGAAGCAAGAGAAAUAUAAUAGAUGGACGGAGGAAAGGGUGUCCGGCUUUGUAUAG